Xiphophorus couchianus (Monterrey platyfish) is the source of this 3025-nucleotide messenger RNA. RefSeq names its product secretion associated, Ras related GTPase 1B (gene sar1b). Bases 198 to 794 code for a protein of 198 amino acids. Gene Ontology annotation, biological process: intracellular protein transport. The transcript has 7 exons. The record is from RefSeq and is a predicted model, not a curated record. Gene Ontology annotation, molecular function: GTP binding; GTPase activity. NCBI's taxonomy places the organism in Eukaryota, Metazoa, Chordata, Actinopteri, Cyprinodontiformes, Poeciliidae.
GCAGGAAGCGGCUGGGGAGUAGCAGAACAGCCAUUGCAGUGUCGUGGCUCAGUAACAAAAUACGAAAGGGCUGAGGAAGACCUGGCAGCCGCUCUCCCUGUUCCCUUUGACCGACAGAUUAAUUUACAUGACUGUUAGAGCCUAGGCACUUGGUAAAUAAAUCUACAUCUAAACAACCGAAUUCAACAGCUCCGGAUAUGUCAUUCCUAUUCGAUUGGAUUUAUAGCGGUUUCAAUAGCGUACUACAGUUUUUAGGACUGUACAAGAAAUCGGGCAAGUUAGUAUUUCUUGGCCUGGACAAUGCUGGCAAAACGACGCUACUGCACAUGCUCAAAGAUGACAGACUGGGACAGCAUGUGCCAACUUUACACCCAACAUCAGAGGAGCUGACGAUUGCUGGCAUGACAUUCACCACUUUUGACCUUGGAGGCCACGCACAAGCCCGGAGAGUGUGGAAAACCUACCUCCCUGCCAUUAACGGGAUCGUCUUCAUCGUGGACUGUGCAGACCUCCAGAGAAUGGCUGAAUCUAAAGCAGAACUUGAUGCGUUAAUGACAGACGAGACCAUCGGAAAUGUGCCUAUCUUAAUCCUUGGCAACAAAAUCGACAGGCCUGAAGCUGUGAGCGAGGAGAAGCUGCGCGAAUGUUUUGGAUUAUACGGACAGACGACAGGCAAGGGCAACGUUCCCAUGAAGGAGCUGAACACGAGACCGCUGGAGGUUUUCAUGUGCAGCGUGUUGAAGAGGCAGGGCUACGGCGAGGGCUUCCGCUGGCUGUCCCAGUACAUCGACUAAACCAGGCCCCGCCUCCCACUACACCAUCGGCUAGGGGGCGCCAAAACCAGCUGUUCCAGACGCCGCCAUCAUCAUCCUCUCAGCCCCGUUCGGUUAAUCAAGUCUGCCUUCGCCUCCAGAGAAACCAGUACGACUCGACCCCAAUAGACUUUUAUUGGUCGAACAUUUGGUUCACACACACUCACUUUCAUCAUCAUCUCUUUAUUUUUAUUUCAUUUUUUCCAAGAGAGAGGGGUUCACGUUGAAAUGGUUGAAUCUUUUCUACACCAUGUCUGUCGUUUGCUGUCCUCCUCUUCCGAUAGACUCAGAAGUUUAAAAAUGUUUGAUUCUGUUGCUAAAUAAACUUCUUCCUUCCCCCAAACUCAGAGACGGCCACACAGCAGUACACUUUUUUAACAGAUAAAUUCAUUCCACGUUGUAUUUAAUCAGUGUUUUCUUUUUGUUGCUUUCUUUAACAUGGUUUGAGUAAAUUUAAAAAUUGCCCUCACCAUCACACAUUUGGCUGUUUCCCGUGUAUUUGAAUGGAGCAGUGCGUUUAUCUUAGUGUAUCAAAAUUAGAUCCAUAUCUCUUUCUGUCCAGCCUCUGAGCAGGCUCCCUUUUUAAAAUGGAGCCAACUUCUUUUUGUUUUUGUUUCACAAUAGAAUAUGAUACUGGCUAUAACUCUUUGAUAAAAUUAUGUAGAUAUCACAAUGUUCAGCUGACGCAAAGAUAGAUAUUUAAAGGAAUCAAAUCGGCCAACCGUAAUACGCCAUAAAGAGAUGAGGGAGGAAUAAAGAGACGGUGGUUAAAAUUAGGCAAUAUUAGAAGCAAGUGAGACGUUUUGACAGGGUGAAUUUGGUGAAAACAGCGGAGACAGGUAGACAGGCCUAGGACACCUCCGACAAAGGGACCAUAUUAAAUAUAAAUAUAUGAAAUGUACACAAACAUCGUACAUGGAUUUUCUAUUUCUGAGUGGUAACCUUUGAAAUAUGUGCAUUAACAGGAACUAUUAUGCAUGCCUUGUUCUUUUGAUUAUUUUUAAGAACUAUUAUUAACUCUGUACGAGGGAACACGAUGCCAAAAUUACCAACUAGAGAUGAUUGUCAAGUUUUUGUUUUUUUAAGGAAACAAUGGAAAUGUGCAUAAUAUACUUUAAUCUGUCCCUGUCCCUUUGUGUCUCUUUCAUCCCUCAUGAAUAAGUAAUGAGAUGUUCCAACAUGAAUGGGACCUGCUGUUGUUUGCAUCAUUACAAAAUGUAAUAAAUGUUUGCAAUGAAUAAUCGGAUCAGUCAAUCUAAUUUUAUUUGUGCUGAGCAACAUAAAGUGGUUUUCAGGAAUAGAAUGUAUAUAUUUACAUAAAUUGUCAAUAUUAGUAAGGCUGUUAACACAAAUGUGGAGGAAAAGAUUUAUUUUUUAUCCCGUGUUUACUAAAAAAAACAAACCAAAAUAUUUCUGAAAUUAAUGGAAAAAAUCUGGCAAAAAAAUAUGAUUAAGUAAAAAAGUGUAAUACAGGAUAUAGGUUGUGCUUUUUUGCCACAAGUUUUAAUAUUUUACAGAACCUGAGGAAAUGCAUGUAAUUUAUAUCUGAAAUCAGCCAGAUGGAGGGUUCUGGAUUGGCCUAGUCAAAGUCUGGGCUUGAAACUAUUCAAUAGGUUGUGGCAUGAGCAAGGUUUUGGAAAUGUGAUUUCAGGAUGUUUUGGGUACCUUUUCUCACAAAUAACUAAGGUUUUUGUUUGUUCAAUUUUGUUUUAUGAAAUAUUUAAUAAUGACAAAAAAGACAAAAACAGAAUAAAUGUUAAUGGGAAUAAAAAAUAAAGAUUUUUUGAGCUCAAAUUCAAAAAGGUAAAAAAGCCUGCAUGGUAAGUGGGACCAGUAAGGUCUCUGUAAAGAAGUAAAUUAAACAUUAAAUUAAACGUUUGUAUCUGUGUCCUUUCUACAUUUCAGCCUGUUUGGAAAAGUAGCAAUAAGUUCAAACUUUGCAUCUUGUUUCUAUUUUAAAAUAUAUUUUAAGCUCCUUGUAUCUUCAUUUCAUUGAAAAAAUAUAAUUAAAAAUACAGAUUUAAUAUUCCUGCCAGUAAGGUAACAAAAUGUAAAACUCUGUCUGCCAAUCAACAGCUUGCAGAAUUUGGUAUAAUUUUGUCCAUCAUUAAAAAUAAAUACAUUUAUUAUCUGGACAGAAAACUUUUGUGUGAUUUGAAUUUUCUAAACGUAAAAUGAAGCAAAAGAUGAAUAAUAAAGAUGAUCUGGUUGGA